UCAAGAUGUGGAAAAAAAUCUAGUUUCUAGUGAUCGUGCUGUACAAGGUACAACUUUAAAACAGAAAGUCGAAAUUAUGGACUUUACCAAACCUGAAAAACAGAGACGUCCUGUUCGCUUGGAUGUCAAACCUUCAUAUGCAAAAGAAAGCGACGAUGGCGGCUCAGAUGUGGAAAUAGUAUCAAUUACACCGGUCAGAAAACCGAUUAUUCCUAAAGUAAAUUCAUUUGAGGAUAAGAUAAAAAGCAACAGAUAUGUUGAUCUUGAUUGGUUACAGAAUUUAUGUGAUACCUAUAAAAAACUCUCGAAAGAAACCGACCAGGAAUCGCAAAAUCAGAAAAUAAAAAAAGACCUUUAUGCCAAACAAAAUGAAAAAGCAUUGGCUCCUAUUGAAGACAGGAUUAAAAGGCAUAUGGCGAUUACUGAAACAAUUAUUCUGGAUGAAGCAGUCGAAGAAGAGCCCACUUUGCCAGAAUUAACCCCGGCUAUGUUGAGGUGCCGAGAGGAAAAGGAGACUGCCCACGUCUCUAUGGGCUUUUCAAUGACCCCAAAGGCUGUGGAAGAUUUUUCAAGUGCAUCAAUGGCACCGGUAUUCCAGAUCAGUGCUUGCAUUCGCUCAUGUUUGAUGACAAAGAGAAAAUAUGUCGAGGAGCAACUGACGAAGAAAAGCAAAAAUGUUUAUUGCCACCUGCUCUUCUUGGCUGCACAAUAGGACCGGAUGGCUCGAACUACGGAUCUUGCACAUGGUUCCAGUGUCCAGCGUUCAACCCACUGCCGUUCGGCGACCACUCUCGCCACCCGUACCCGGGCCACUGCCGCUGCUUCGUCAUGUGCCUGGCCAAUGGCAGCAUCAAGAUCGGCGCAUGCCCAGAAGGGUCUGCGUUCAGUCCGCAGUCGCGCGUCUGCGAGCCUGAGGCCAGCGUCAAGGCGUGCGAGCCGCCCAAACCGCCUUCCACCGCCGCCGUCGCUCAGUCCGGCGGCGAUGCCUCGUCGAACCACGGCUCUUGCUCCUGGUUCCAAUGCCCGGCACACGGCCUGCUGGAGUUCGGAGACCACUCGCGCCACCCCUACCCGGGGCACUGCCGCUACUUUGUCAUGUGCCUGGCGGCCGGCGACAUGAAAAUCGGCACCUGCCCCCCCCGGAUCAGCGUUCAGCCCGCUCACCAAGUUGUGCGAGCCCGAAGCCACUGUCAAAUCUUGCGAAACACCCAUCAAAGAGCACACUCCCAACAUUUCUCAAACUUCCGGCAACACGUGCGUUAUUCCUGGCCUUUUUUUGAGAUCACGUGAAUUUUUGAUCACCGAUAUGGUAGGCGAGCAACUCUGAGCCAUUAGUCCUAGCAAUACAAUAAUCCUCACAAUAUAAAUCAAAUACUGAAUCGUUGUGGAUAUUUAAAGAAGUGCUAUAUUCAAUUUAUUUUGUUUUGCUUUUUUAUUGAACUAUUAUGCUAGUAGAUAUGCCAUUAAGGCUCGUACUGGAAUUUGUAUGUUUAAAAAAGAUAGCUUUCUUAUAAAAUUCUAGUUUCAAUAAAAAAGAGUAGUUUUGAA
Messenger RNA from Nilaparvata lugens (brown planthopper), 1548 nucleotides. RefSeq lists its product as uncharacterized. The transcript is spliced from 6 exons. Bases 619 to 1290 code for a protein of 223 amino acids. Gene Ontology annotation, cellular component: extracellular region. The record is from RefSeq and is a predicted model, not a curated record. Gene Ontology annotation, molecular function: chitin binding. Lineage: Eukaryota; Metazoa; Arthropoda; Insecta; Hemiptera; Delphacidae.